Molecule: messenger RNA, 210 nt
Organism: Neurospora tetrasperma FGSC 2508
Lineage: Eukaryota; Fungi; Ascomycota; Sordariomycetes; Sordariales; Sordariaceae
Exons: 1
Coding region: 1-210 (69 amino acids)
Source: RefSeq, a predicted model, not a curated record
AUGCCCGCCACCACCCACCACAACAACGACCGCAUCGUCGACUCCAACAAUAACGUUGACGACACCACCCACGCCCCGAACGACGGCUCGCGCGGCUAUCCCAAGCCCAUUGGGCCUGUCAAGCCCCCGCCGAAGCCUACCCGUGAGCAAGAGCAGGAAGGUGGUUGCGAGACUUCUGAUAUUUCGUGCCCUGGAAUGAAGAGGGAGUAG